UUUUGAUCUCUGUAUUUGAUAUCUCUUUCCCCCUCCCCCCUUUUCUUCAGGAGUUAGAGGCAGCCCUUCACAGAGAUGACGUGGAGUUUAUCAGUGACCUGAUUGCCUGUCUGCUUCAGGGCUGCUAUCAACGCAGGGAUAUCACGCCUCAGACAUUCCACAGCUACCUGGAGGACAUCAUCAACUACCGAUGGGAACUCGAAGAAGGGAAACCUAAUCCUCUGAGAGAAGCCAGUUUCCAGGACUUGCCUCUUCGCACCCGUGUGGAGAUCCUGCACCGGCUCUGUGAUUAUCGGCUAGAUGCAGAUGAUGUCUUUGACCUCCUCAAGGGUCUGGAUGCAGACAGUCUCCGUGUGGAACCUCUGGGGGAAGAUAAUUCUGGGGCCCUCUAUUGGUAUUUUUAUGGAACACGAAUGUACAAAGAGGACCCAGUACAAGGGAAGUCCAAUGGCGAACUCUCCUUGAGCAGGGAAAGUGAAGGACAAAAAAAUGUCUCAAGUGUUCCUGGAAAAACAGGAAAAAGAAGAGGAAGGCCCCCCAAAAGGAAGAAACUACAGGAGGAGAUUAUUGCAAGUGAAAAGCAGGAAGAAAACUCCCUGGUGUCUGAGUCACAGACCAGAAAUGGAUGUCAAGGUCCAGGCCAAGGCACUUGGUGGCUCCUGUGCCAAACAGAAGAGGAGUGGAGACAAGUCACCGAGAGUUUUCGAGAGAGGACCUCCCUUCGAGAGCGGCAGCUCUAUAAGCUUCUCAGUGAGGACUUCCUGCCUGAGAUCUGCAACAUGAUCGCCCAGAAGGGAAAACGUUCACAGCGCACAAAGGCAGAGUUGCAACCUAGGUGGAUGUCUGACCACCUGUCCAUCAAAGCCAUGAAGCAAGAGGAGACUCCUGUGCUCACCAGAAUUGAAAAACAGAAGCGCAAGGACGAAGAGGAAGAACGGCAGAUUCUCCUUGCAGUGCAGAAAAAGGAACAGGAGCAGAUGUUGAAAGAGGAAAGGAAGCGGGAAUUGGAGGAGAAGGUCAAGGCAGUGGAAGAUCGAGCCAAGAGGAGAAAACUCAGGGAAGAAAGGGCAUGGCUGCUGGCUCAAGGCAAGGAGCUACCCCCAGAACUUUCCCAUCUGGACCCUAAUUCUCCCAUGAGGGAAGGAAAAAAGACAAAGGACCCCUUUGAGUUGGAUGAUGACUUCACUGCCAUGUAUAAAGUUCUAGAUGUGGUAAAGGCUCAUAAGGAUUCCUGGCCAUUUUUGGAACCCGUGGAUGAAUCUUAUGCUCCUAAUUAUUAUCAGAUUAUAAAGAUCCCUAUGGAUAUUUCAAGCAUGGAGAAGAAAUUGAAUGGAGGUUUGUACUGUACCAAGGAUGAAUUUGUAAAUGACAUGAAGACAAUGUUCAGGAAUUGUCGAAAAUAUAAUGGGGAGAAUAGUGAGUAUACCAAGAUGUCUGAUAAUUUAGAGAGAUGUUUUCAUCGGGCAAUGAUGAAACAUUUUCCUGGAGAAGAUGGAGACACGGAUGAAGAAUUUUGGAUCCGAGAGGAUGAAAAGCGGGAGAAGAGACGGAGUCGGUCUGGUCGUAAUAGUGGAAGCCAUAUUUGGACCCGCUCUAGGGACUCUGAAGGGCCCAGCAGGAAGCAGCAGCCCAUGGAAAAUGGAGGAAAAUCAUUGCCCCCUGCACGCCGAGCUUCUUCUUCAGGGGAUGAUCAGAGCAGCAGUUCUACUCAGCCCCCUCGAGAAGUGGGCACUUCAAAUGGCCGAGGUUUUUCCCGCCCUCUGCACUAUGGUGGGAUGCCCAGCCAGGCACCUCUUUUAAACCAAAUGAGGCCAGCAGUACCAGGAGCAUUUGGCCCUCUUCAAGGAUCAGAGCCCAACACCUUCUAUGGUCCCUCUCGAGUCCCAGAGGCACACCCAGGAGAGCCCAUGCAGCAGCAUCAGCCCUUUACCAUGCAGCCUCCAGUUGGAAUUAGUAACCACCGAGGACCCCAGCUUGGCACUCCAGAAGAUAAGCAGAUAUGUGGGGGGCUAACACACCUUUCUAACAUGGGAUCACAUCCUGCAUCCUUGCAGCUUGGACAGAUGAGUGGCCCUAGUCAGGAUGGAAACAUGUAUCCCCCAGCUUCAUUCCAGCCAGGAUUUAUUCCUCCCAGGCAUGGUGGAGCUCCAACCCGACCAGCAGACUUUGCUGAGAGUUCAGAAAUUCCUCCCAGUCACAUGUAUCGAUCCUACAAGUACCUGAAUCGUGUACACUCUGCCGUCUGGAAUGGGAACCAUGGUACUACAAAUCCAGGACCUUUGGGGCCAGAUGAGAAGCCCCAUCUCGGGCCAGGACCCACUCACCAGCCUCACACUCUUGGUCACAUGAUGGAUUCCCGAGUAAUGAGACCAUCUAUACCCCAAAACCAGUGGACUAAGCAAUCAAGCUUUCUACCUCAUGGCGUUCCUUCUUCAGGAUAUAUGCGACCACCUUGUAAGUCCACUGGUCAUAGGUUGCAGCCACCUCCAACCCCAGCACCAAGUUCUCUAUUUGGAGGGCCCUCCCAGGCCCUGCGUGGGAUGCAAGGAGGGGACUCUAUGAUGGACAGCCCUGAGAUGAUCGCCAUGCAGCAGCUGUCCUCCCGUGUCUGCCCACCAGGUGUGCCUUACAACCCCUGUCAACCCACUCCCUCCCAAGUACCUGGCCCUUUUCCACAGGCAGCUCAUUCAGCAUCAGUAAGCUUGUCAGCCCCCAAACCUGCCUUGGGCAACCCUGGGAGGAUACAGGAUAAUGAUGAAACACAAAAGCCUGAGAAUGACCAAGGAGAAGCUUUGCCUGGACUUGAAGAGAAACCAGCAAGUGUUGGUGCUUCAGAGGAGGUAUACCUCAAACAGCUACCUCAACCUACACCUCCCCUGCAGGCCGACUGCACCAGGCAGAGCUCACCAAGAGAAAGGGAAACAGAGGCCACAGAGCUCAAAAAUGACACAUUGGAAUCUGCAGACAACUGUAAAACAGCAAAGGGCAAGAAUACCUGGCCCUCAGACAGCAGCUAUGCCAGCCCAGCUGCCCAAGGCUGUAUGAGAGACCUCUCCACAAUGGCCGACAGAGGGGUUCUUCCUGAAAAUGGAGUCAUUGGUGAAGCAUCUCCUUGUGGAUCAGAGGGGAAGGGCCUUGGUGGCAAUGGUUCAGAAAAACCACUCUGUCCCAGAGGCAAAACAUUGCAGGAGACCAUGCCCUGCACAGGACAGAAUGCAACUACACCUCCAUGUGCAGACCCCAGUUUGAUGACAAGCCCUGUAAGCCAGUUUUCUCCCUUGUACAUGCCUGGCCUGGAAUACUCUAAUUCAGCUGCACAUUACCACAUCAAUCCAAGCCUGCAAGCCUUGGGCCCUAUGAUGGGAGGGAAAUCCUCGGUAUCACAUCCUCAGCAUUUCUCUCCCAGGGCCUUUCAGUCUAACAAUCCUCACCCUGGGAUCUUUCCCCGAUAUCGCCCUCCCCAGGGAAUGAGGUAUUCCUACCAACAACCACCUCCACAGCCUUCCUACCAUCAUUACCAGCGAACUCCUUAUUACACUUGUCCACAGGGCUUUUCUGAUUGGCAGAGACCCCUCCACCCUCAGGGAAGCCCAGGUGGCCCCCCAGCAAGUCAUGCCCCUCACCCACGGCCCCUUUUCUCAGAUAAAAAUUCCAUGGCUAAUCUGCCAAGCUGUGAGACACUGAGUGCUGCCUUAACUUCCCCAACUCGAAUGGAUGCAGUGGCUGCUAAAGUUGUCCCACCUGACAGACAGAAUCCUGGUCCAGAGGAAGAAAAGCUUGAUGAAUCUAUGGAGAGGCCUGAGAGUCCCAAAGAGUUUUUAGAUCUGGACAACCAUAAUGCAGCUACCAAGCUACAGAGUUCUUUGUCAGCCAAUGAAUAUAUUUAUGGAACUCCUCCUACACAUCUGAGUUCAGGGAUGGGAUUUGGUUCACCUCCUUUCCCACCUCAUGGUGUGAUGCUACAAACGGGGCCUUCUUAUACACCACAGAGGCCAACCAGUCAUUUUCAACCCAGGUCAUAUUCUCCUGUGGGUGCUCACCCACCCCACCAUCCAGGGGCUGCCCAGCCUAAUGGCCUCUCUCAAGAGGGUUCUCUCUAUCGCUGCCAGGAAGAGGGCCUGGGCCACUUUCAAGCAGUAAUGAUGGAACAGAUUGGCACUGGAAGUGGAAUAAGAGGAUCCUUCCAGGAAAUGUACAGACCAUCAGGAAUGCACAUACAUCCAAUCCAGUCGCAGUCCUCAUUCCCAAAGACCCCAGCACCAGCAGCAUCACCAGAACAGCUGCCACCACAUAAGCCCCCAACACUUCCUCUGGAUCAGAGCUAGUCCUAGGAGGAAAUUGCCCCCAAGGAAGUGAAAAGCUGCACAUGAAGACAGAACAUGGAAGAUUUGGGGAAAUGAUCCUUGCCCAUCUCUAUCCCAGUCACCCUGCUCUGCCCCUUCACAGUGAAUUACACCUUGCCACCAAGAGCUGGAGCCAUUCCUGGGCCUUAGAAGCAUCCUCACUCCAUAGACGACUGACAAAGAGCUUGCAGAGGUGCUGGGUCAGGGAUCACUUGCACAGCUGACUGACAGUCAGGAAGAUCAAGUGAACCUGGAGUUCAUGCUGACUUCUCCAAAUUCUGAGACUGUCCUUCAGGGAAAUCACUUUAAACUUGGGUGGGGGCCAUACAAAAUAACAGAGUGGUGCUUUUAAACUUUCAUGAGCAGCUAAUCUCAGGUAUAUAUUGAGGAAGGGACUACUUGUAGUAUUAAUGUUUUCAGAGCUGGGUCCAGUUUACACAAUUUUCAUGUUGCCUUUUAAAAUAAUUUUUGUUGGUGAAUGUAUUGUACAUAAAGUGGGUAGGGUGGGUGGGAAUAUGAAAUGGAAGUCCUAACUGGUGGGCUCACAGCACUGGAGUGGUCUCUGUCUGUUUACAAUCAUGUCACACUCAAUGCUUUGGGGCGCUGGAGAAGAGGGUAGGAAAGCCUUCAACUUGUCAUAUGUCAAUAACUGUUUCCAUGGUGGCUGACUGGCCCUUCACAACUGAAGACCUUCCUUCCAAUCAACCUCAGAGAGUGUAGUUGUACCUGUCCUCCUUAUUGUUUCUUUCUUUCUUAGUUUGGGGGCAGAGUGCUCUCCUGUGGCCCACCGGAAGCUUCAACCAAGAUGACAGGCUCCUUUCACUCUGGUUGGCCCAAGUCUUGGCCUUGGGAAAAUGGUGUCCCUUCCUGAUUUGCCUCCAGCCCUACAAGAUAGUUGCAAACCAGUAUCAGGAAUUGGGAUCACUAGAGUGCUUUACUCAUUAGAAGACAAAUGAACAUCUUCACAGGCUUGUCGGGCUGUGAUCUAGAAGGCAUUACACAAGCUUUCUGGCACAAAUCACGUUUUGUGAAAGUGACUACUCAGGUUUGUAAAUGUUAGUCUCAAUAAAGAAAUUGCACAGGUCUGAAUAGAGAAUAUGUAUUCUAUAGUGUUACAGUUUGAAUUUAGGAAUAUUUCAGUAUAUAUAGUUUUUAUUCCUUUUAAAUGAACCAUAGUAAAAUCAGCCAUUGUGAUUUUAAAUAGCUAUCAAGGACAAGUUCUUGGAAAUCAUUUGUUGUUAUCUGAGGUAGGAAACAAUUUUACAGUAUUAAAUUACUUUUAUUACAGUUUUAGGAGUUACACUGGAUUUCUCGUGUUUAGCAUUCUGUAUUUUAUGUUAGCUGAGAUGUCACCAAAGUUAGGACCCAUAAAUAUCCCAUAAAGAAAAAAACUAAGAAAACACCCUGAAAUUACAGGUCUUUGUAAAGAAUAGCAUAAUUUAAGCAUGCUUUGAGGAUAAUAGAAGAGUCUUCAUAAAAUAUUAAUCUGUCCUAGUUUCUUAUGUAUUCACUUGUGGGUGGAGUCAGUAGAGCCUUUCCCUUCAGUUUCAGCAUCUUUGAUAAAACUGUAGUAUUUAGAGUUUGCUAAACAGUGUGCUCAGAGGGAAAGGAAACAGAUUGGAAACAUUCAGGUUAAAGAGACUGAACCGAAGACACCUAGUAGAAUGGAAAUUCAUAUCAGUAAGUGAACUAAGCUGGUGGUGUUGAUUAGGGCUUAGGCAGAGUUGAGGGUGCGAGGGGAAAGAACACAGAUGUCUCUGAUAUAUGAUGCAAAAAAACACCAACUUUAACAGAUUUUCAGUUUAACUGUGGUAUGUUUGCAAGUGGAUUGAUUGCAUCAUAAGGUUGAGUUCUAAUUUGAUCCUUAUACUUAUCAGAAAUCUAGCACUAAGAAGAGUCAAGAAGUUAGAAGAUAUGUGGAUGGGCUUCAAUCUGUCCUUGAGCUUAUGUAAGCUAACAUGGUCAAAAAAUUACGACUUCAGUUUCUGUGUUUGCAAAAGCAGGAAGGAGGAUUAUUAAUUGGUGGGGGGCUGGUUAGGCCUGGUCUGGGCUCAGAGCAUUCUGACUUCUCUUUAGGAUUGUGGUCACUAUAGGGCCUCUGCCACUGUGUUAAGCAUGCUGCUUGAGGUGACCAUCCUCCUCCUUCCCCCACUUCCAAAUACCUGUUGCUAGAGAGAUGCUGUGAACAGUGCGGGGGGGGGGGGUGUCUGUCUGUAGAAAAACCUUUUAAUCUCCUUUCUUUUUUAGAGAUGAGAGAAUUUAAGGAAGGGCUAUAGAAAUUGAACUACUGUAUUGAAUUAUAACACUGUGAACAAGAGCAUCAGUGAAAUGGUCAGCCUUGUUGCAUCCUAUGUGUAAAUUGGUUGUACAUUACAGGGCCAAGUGCUUCAUCCCUUAUCUGGUAUGUUCCCAGCUUUUACAGGUUUCUGAAAUGCAGAUCUGCUGAAAGCUGCCCACAACUGCCAGACUGUGGGAAAACACAUGACUGAGCUGCUGUGAACUCCUCAUCAACUUACCCGCAAGCAGGAUCUUUUGUUCUCGCCUUUCUUCCUCCUCUAGCACUUCACUUUCCAAGUGUCUUAAGCAGAUGCAAUGUCUUAAAACAGAUGCAAAUACAUUUGCCAUCUUUUCAAAUAGGGAAAUGAUGGUUAUAUGAUGUGUAAUAGUUAGAAAGACAUGUGUAUGGGUGUCCUAAAAGGUUUACUCUAGGCUUGGACACUUCACCUUGUAGGCCACUGUCACCUUGUCAGUGUGACUACUCCCAGUGGUCUUCAGGAGAGCAUAUCUGAGACCUAUGGAUAAUUAGAAAUACCCUUGCUCCUGUUUAACCCUCAUGACUUAACUUUAUUAGGCUUGUUUUUAAGUUACAAACUGUUUCUCCAAGGCUUAAGAUAAAUAAAAGAUCCAGAAAGAAAAUUAGGGCCUUUGGAAGGUUUCUGGGUUGUGUAUGAUUUUGUUUUAUUAAAGUUUGUGGAAAACCUUAAGGCCUUUAGUCUACAUUCAGUCUGAGCUCAGCUUUAAAUGUCAGUUUACUCUAGCCUUUCCCUUGAAAGUGCUUCUUGUGACUAACCAUUUGGUAUCAUUAUCCUGUGUUGUUUUUCUGACAUGUUGUUAUUACCAUUUCUGCAAAUAAUAUACUGCUUUUAAGACCUAAUUUGAAAUUUCACAGGAAGCCUCAAUUUAGAGUCCGAAGGCAAGGAUGAUUUCGUGUCAGAUUCCUGGCAUGUUUCCAAGAAACUCGAUUUUUCAAGAAAUGCAAGCCAUCUGGUUUGCUAGCAUGAUUUCCCCUUCUGUGUUUCUCUCUUAGUUCACCCCUUGGCCAGAUUCUUCAUGGACUCCCAUUGUGGGACUCAGUUUCAUGUAUCAGUGUAGAGUUCAGUCUUGGAUAUUUCCAGGAUAUGAUGUCUCAGCAGAUAGUUCUUUGUUUGACAGAUUCUGCCAGGAUGUUAGAAUUUGGGUUGUGCAUGUGGGGGUGUUUGUUCCUUGGCUUGCAUCACUACUUAGGAACCACAGAUGUAAUUGAGACUUGCUAGGUGAGAAGACUGGCUCCCCUUUCUUGUUUCAGUGGGUUGGACUCCACCAUUCCGCCAUAGGACUCUGAGCCUUACCUUUCUAUCCCUUUGGGAAAGCUGAAUUGGGGUGAACUUUGCUGCAUCCCCUCUCUCUCAGUUAACUGUGACACAAGCUUUGUCUGCUGGCUGGAUGUUGAAUCCUCUCUGUGCUAGACACACAUGGAGGGGCUUGGGUUGGACUUUUUACCUGGUCUCUUUCUCUUGUUCUCACUUAACUCUUAAGUAGAAAUGCCUGAUAACCAGCAAUUGUUCUGCAUGUGUUUUUGAAAGGGUUGGGUGGGUUGGGAACAGGGGUGUGGAUAUUGAGUAAGUUAUUCGAAUACUGACCUCUCAUCAGUAGACUGUGGCCCCUUCUUUUCCCCAGCGGGGUCUUGGGUACCUCACUCACAUGCCUGGGAGUCCCAUCCAGGCUCCACCAGCCUGCUGUGCAGUGUCGAGCAGUCUUUGCUCCCGCUGUGAAAGCAAAAGCCGUGUGAACUUCCCUGGCCAGUACUGGAAAGGGGAAUGCUAUUUAUUUUUAUAUUGUGUAUAUUUUGUCGUGGUCUGCUGAUUGAUUCCCUGUUUGACUGAGAGCGACAUUUACCUCAAUAGUUAGUUCAAUAUUGUGUGUUGGAUAAUUUUUUAAAGGAACUUUUUAAAAAGCUUUUUGAUCCUUGGAGGUCUGUAGAUUUAUUUCCAUAUGAACUGGUUAUUUUGUAUAAAGUACAUUCUUAAAAUAGCAAA
Ictidomys tridecemlineatus (thirteen-lined ground squirrel) is the source of this 8638-nucleotide messenger RNA. The record is from RefSeq and is a predicted model, not a curated record. NCBI's taxonomy places the organism in Eukaryota, Metazoa, Chordata, Mammalia, Rodentia, Sciuridae.